Molecule: messenger RNA, 5659 nt
Organism: Mytilus trossulus (common blue mussel)
Lineage: Eukaryota; Metazoa; Mollusca; Bivalvia; Mytilida; Mytilidae
Product: adenylate cyclase type 9-like
Exons: 7
Coding region: 213-3692 (1159 amino acids)
Biological process (GO): cyclic nucleotide biosynthetic process; intracellular signal transduction; adenylate cyclase-activating G protein-coupled receptor signaling pathway
Cellular component (GO): plasma membrane
Molecular function (GO): adenylate cyclase activity
Source: RefSeq, a predicted model, not a curated record
CACACCGUGUUAAACACAAGGCAACCUGAUUAACAUUGCAUUGAUCAUUGAUUAUGUGUAUUCGGCUGUUCUAUUUUUAAUGCAGCCUCCCACCGGAUGAUCUCAAUCACUCCGCCGCUUGAGACCGACACGAUGGAUUUACAAAAUCUUCUUGCUGCAAGGUUGUGACAACAUAAUGGGAUAGUAUUCGAUUCAAUUCUAGUAAAACAAAAAUGGCCCAAAACUCUGCACACUAUGAGCAGGACAAGGAUGCAGUUGAACUGGACAUCGAAUACCAAGCUAGAAAUAGAAUCACGGGGACUUCCCUUCCAAUUAAAAGGGGUUCCUGGCCAAUUCUCUUUGAACGUGCAUCUGGAAGUUGGUGGAAUCCUAAAUUUGAUUCUAAUGAUUUAGAGAUAGAACAGUGGAAAAGUUACCUUCCACAGACACGGAAACGAUUUCAGUAUGCGCUCUUCUAUAUUAUCAUAGCGUGUAUCGCUUGGUGCGUAUUCUUUGGCACUACAAGAAGUGAUAAGUGGACAUAUUUUUUAGGCGGAACUUUAGCUCUGUUGGGAUUUGUAGCACUCAUCCUUUGGUUUUCGUACACAACCUUUUAUGAAAGGUUUUGUUUAUAUACUUCAAUAAUUCUAACUGUUGUGUUGUGUGCAGCAAUCCUUGUGCAGUUUAUAUAUGCACAAUCAGAUUUGUCAACAAUGGGUAGUUUUACUGCAUCAAUAGAAGUGUUAUUAAUAAUGUAUGCAGUAUUGCCCAUGCCACUAUUCGUUGCCAUCGGAAUAGGUGUUACACAUUCAAUAUUAUAUGAAGUUCUCGUCGUGCUUCAGAAUAAAGACAUGCAGUCUGUAACAUUUAUUGUUGGCAAAGUUUUGCUACAUUUUUGUAUUCAUAUCAUGGGCAUUCACAUAUUUGUUAUGUCUCAAGUUACACGUCGUAGUACUUUUUGGAAAAUAGGUCAGUCUGUAAUGGCGAAGCGAGAUUUACAAAUUGAAAAACAGAUCAAAGAAAAAAUGAUCCACUCUCUCAUGCCUCCGAAAGUGGCAUUGGAAGUGAUGGAAUCACAGGGUAGUAACCCAGAUGAAGAAGUUGAUGAUGGGAGAGAGACAAAACAUAAGCAUCAUGAGAAGGGAGAGAUCAUUUUCAGACCAUUUAAUAUGAGUUCGAUGGAAAAUGUUAGCAUUUUGUUUGCUGAUAUUGUUGGAUUUACAAAAAUGAGUUCAAAUAAAACAGCUGAACAUUUGGUAGGUCUCCUGAACGAUCUCUUUGGAAGGUUCGAUAAAUUGUGCACUCUGUGUGGCUGUGAAAAAAUUAGCACAUUAGGUGAUUGUUACUACUGUGUGUCCGGCUGUCCAGAACCCAAGGCCGAUCAUGCUCAGUGCUGUGUUGAGAUGGGGCUUGGCAUGAUCAAAGCUAUAAAGCAAUUUGAUAAGGAUAAUAAUGAAUCAGUCGACAUGAGAGUUGGUGUUCAUACUGGUACCGUUCUCUGUGGUAUAGUUGGCACCAGGAGGUUUAAGUUCGAUGUAUGGUCUAAUGAUGUCACUCUUGCUAAUACCAUGGAAUCUUCAGGAGUUCCUGGCAAAAUUCAUAUUUCCGAUGCAUCAUACGAUUUUUUAAAAGAUGAAUAUGAAGUUGAAGAUGGACCUGAUGUUCAAGAUAACAGGACAUACAAAGUAUUGAUUGAAGAUUAUAAUAAAGAAACAUCUCAGUUUUCUGUCAGACAUACAGAGAAUCAAAAAGUUAUAAAGACUUAUUUUAUAAGUAAACCAAAGAAAAGAUUGAAAGCCAUCAGUCCUAAAGCUUCUAGUGGAGAUUUGGAGAAGGAAGGGGAGCCAGAAAAUGUUACUGUUGAGAUUGAACAGAUUGGUAUCUCUGGUGCAUCAGGGGAAGGAGGGGAAACCAAAGAAAAAUUGGGAUCCAGACUAUCAAAUCGUUUUGAUUCUAAGGCUGCUGAUGUGAACGGUGUAUCUCCCACAGAACUCCUCCAUCGUAGACACAGCAGUGGAUACUAUGACGCUAGUGAACAGUCCUUAGAUAAAAUUGGUAGGGGUGAGGAAAUAAAGGAUCCAGCCAUGAUGCCUAUGAAUGAUACUUGGCAGCAUCGGAUUGAAAUGCACAAAUUAAACGAUAAACAGAUCAUCAAAUGUCUACAAGUGGAUAUCAAAAACAAAGAAUUGUUUUACCGUCCUCCCAUUAACCAACUCACUCUUAGUUUUCUCAAAAAUGAUCUGGAACAUGCAUAUAGGAAUCGGUAUGACGAAGAUUUGAAGUACCAGAACACUGUAUCGUCUCCACGAUACCAUGCUUUGUUAGAAACAGUUGUAUCAUUCAUUAUAUUCUCUCUGAUAUCAAUCUGUUGCUUUAUUAUCUUCAACAGGAAUAUAGCCUGGAUCACAGUUUUUAUUGUCUCAUUAUUGAUUGAAGUGUUGGCGUUGGUGCACACAUUCACUGAUAUUAAAUGCCAUGAGAAGAAAGUAUCUGACUGUCCGAGUUGUGUACAUUUUCUGUCUGGUUGGUAUUGUCGUAACUUAGUCGGAGCUGUUUUAGCCAGUAUACCUGUAAUAGCUGUCUAUUCUAAUAUGUCAUGUGAGCUAGUGCUUAGUUCUAUGCUCCAAGACCGUUUCUUCUGCUAUUGCAUAGUAAUGGCCAUGUUACAUUAUUGUAACUUUACUAUGCUGAGUUCCUGGAUGAAGUCCAUGUUAGCUGCAUUAGCUGGGCUAACAUUACUGAUCCUGCUGGGUGUAGAGUUGUGUGUCAUACCACAGCCAGUAUCAACCACAAUGUCAGUAAUACUUAAUGUGACGGGUAAUGCUACCAUGCCACCAUACGUAGAUGCAACCAAAUAUUCAACUUAUCUUUUUUCUGGUCACCAUAAACUUAUUUUUGAACUCAUUUUAGAUAUAUUACUGUUGUUUUUACUCAUCUGGUUUCUAAACCGAGAAUUUGAGAUUAGUUAUCGUGUCAGUUUCCAUGGAGAUUCUGGCGCUGCUAAGGCUAAGCAGCAGAUGAAAGAGAAUAAGGAACAAGCUGAUUGGUUGCUCCACAAUAUUAUUCCUCAGCAUGUCUCGGAGCAACUCAAAACCACGUCGAAAUUCUCCAAAAACCAUAAAGAUGUAGGAGUCAUAUUCGCAACUAUCGUUAACUUCAAUGAAUUUUACGAUGAAUCUUAUCAGGGUGGACGUGAAUAUCUCAGAGUCUUGAAUGAACUUGUUAGUGAUUAUGAAGAUCUCUUAGAUGAUAAACGUUUUAAAGAUGUAGAGAAAAUAAAGACAAUUACCAGUACAUUUAUGGCAGCAUCAGGCUUGAACGAUGUAAGUCGUGCCCAAAACAAACAUCCAUUCGGCCAUUUACUGGCGCUGAUGGAAUUCUGUAUAGAAAUGCAAAAUGUGGUCCAAAGGUUUAACGACAGUAUAUUUAAUUUUGACUUCAUACUGAAUAUAGGAUAUAAUUUUGGAGAAGUAACCUCUGGCGUAAUUGGUACGACUAAACUAUUGUAUGAUAUUUGGGGGGAUACGGUAAAUAUUUCAAGUAGGAUGUACUCUACAGGAGUGAUGGGGAGGAUCCAAGUUCCAUCCAAAACUAUUGAAAUCCUUGGAGAUUUUUUUGAAUUUGAAGAACGUGGUUCAAUACAGGUUAAAGGUAAAGGUGAAAUGAAAGUUGCCCUUCUUGUGGAAAAGAAAGAAGGAGUUCACUGGGAGUAAAUGAAGGUUGUAGUUUAUUACUGUCUUCUUCAACCUUUGACAGUUAAGUGAUAUACAAAGCCAGUGGAUUGUUUAAUUACACAGUACUUUUGUCUUUUAGUAUAAUUGUUUUAUAAUUUGAAUUUUAUGCUGAUGUAACCAUUUUAUUUACUAAUGCCAAAUUAAAAAAGCUUGUGUGUUUUCAUUUGGUAUGUAAAGCUUUUAUUAGAGUUACCUUUGGAUUUGAGUGUGAAACUAACCAUGCAUUAUAACAAAUAGUGUUUAUCAACCAAAUUUUAACCCUCAUCAACAAAAACUGGUUAUAUUUGUGGUUUUUUUUGCUGAAAAUUGUUUUUUUUUAAAUAUUUUUACGAAUAGUAAGUUUAAUCAUUCUGUAUUUUAGCUAUUGUCUUAAAUAUAAUUUGAUGAUGUUGGAUGGCUUUUUUUAGCCAAAGAAUUGUCUAAGAGAGUUUAUUAUUUUUUACAUUAAUUCUUACAUUGUGCUUCAACCAAAACAUUUAAUUCAUAUUUAUAAGCAUAUAUGGGACUAACAGCCAUGCGUUAUUUUGCAACCACUUUAUAAUUUCAUUAAAGAUUGUGACAUGUCUCUAGAUAAAAUUUAUCACAAAGAUAUACCGAUGCAAUCAUUUUAUCCAUUUUGCUGUAAGUUGUACUUUUAAAGUUUCCAACAAAACCAUAAGACAAAGUUUUCUAGAAAUCAUCUGAUAACCCUGCCAACCAAACUAGUAGGACAUUUUUCAGUCCAAUUUAACCUUAAAUCAUUCUAGGUAUUUUACUUUUACCUAUCUACCAAUUCAGUGGGACUAUUGAAAAAUUUGGUGUUCUUUUGAAAGGUGUUCCAUUCAAAUCAGUAGGGCUGCUUUGCCAGUUUUCCAGAUGACGGACAUGGUUCUCUUUGGGUGAUUUGGCUUCCUCUGCCAAAAAAAACCUGGUUGCUGUAAGUGGUGUCAAACACCUAUAAACAAAGACACAAAUGAGUAGAAAAAAGGGGGGUUGGGGAAAUACUUUGUGAGAUCUGCUUUAACUUUUUCUAGUUUUUUUUUUAUCAUAAUUUAAGUACAUGUACUAUGAAAUAAUGUAUUGUUACACAAACAGCAGUUAUGAUUUGUUGUGUGGGAAAAGCACAUGUGCUACUAACUGCUUUGUUUUAAGUUUAUAAUUGCUGUUGUCAGUAGAAACGUUAGAAAAUUAAAUGUGAUUUUAUUUAUCUUGUCAUAUUGUUUUUUCUGUUUUUCUAUGUUUCUCAUAAUUAAAUUGAAGUAUUUGAGGUACCAUUGAUAUUUUAUUGGUUAUGCCAUGGGGCUGAUCUAGCAGAAAAUGUAAGUGUGUUGAUAAGAAACAAUUUUCUUUUACAAUUAUUUGAUUUUUUGGGGGGUCACUAUCUAUCCAGUAUAUCUGCCUUCAUGCAUCUUUACUGUGCAUGAAAUAUUUGUUUGUGGUAAGAAGGAUUAACAGUAAAGAAAUAAACAUAUGAUAUUAGCCCCAAGUUAAGAUUACAGGGUAAUUAAUAUGUGCCUCAUAUUUAUAAAAGGAUGCAAUGGUUCACCAAACUUUCAAGCUUUCAAAGUCAUUUUGAUGAAGAUGUUUUUAUUUAUAUAUUUUAAAUAUGAAACAAAACCAAAAACACUUGUGCCAUAGUUCUGUUAUCUUUUUGCUUGAUGUUACAAAGUAGUUGGGGACAAACCUGUGAGUGAGGGUAGGGGUCAUGUAGUAUACAUAAGUUCAGGUCAACUCAUGAUUCUGUGAUCUACAAUUGUGUAUAAUACAAUACAUGCAGUACAUUUAUUGGUGUAAGUUAUGUGAAUCUUUUUGGACAUUUAAUUUGUUGUCUUUCCACAUGGAUCAUACAGAUUCUUUAGAAAAAAAUGAGAUUGCAUAGGUUUAUUGUUUGGCUAAUUCUUUCCAUGCAUACAAAUUAUGUAUUAUUUUUCUUAUCUGAACUUAUUUAUUUUUCAAAAUUAUUGUUC